Molecule: messenger RNA, 2536 nt
Organism: Bicyclus anynana (squinting bush brown)
Lineage: Eukaryota; Metazoa; Arthropoda; Insecta; Lepidoptera; Nymphalidae
Product: G-protein coupled receptor moody
Exons: 3
Coding region: 220-1506 (428 amino acids)
Biological process (GO): G protein-coupled receptor signaling pathway
Cellular component (GO): membrane
Molecular function (GO): G protein-coupled receptor activity
Source: RefSeq, a predicted model, not a curated record
CUACCUAACUUCCCUGUGUUACACCUACACCUAUUUGCUUUACUAAAUUUUUAAUACUGGCAUUAAAAUAGCUAAGUAUAAACACUGAGCAGGAAAACUAACAUUUAUUAAAACUAACAAUCAUUAACAGUAAUACAAAGAACUUGUAACACGUGCGAAGUGUUAUUUGUAAUUAAUUUAAAUAUAAUAAAAAAACAAUUAAGAAAAGUCACGUUCAGAAUGGCAUCUCCACUGAAUAAAAGUAUUACAUUUCCGAAUAAUAGUUUAAGGGCACUUGUGACAGAUGCUGAUUACGCUGCAGUUGAAUUGUUCAAAGAAUAUCCCGAUGCUCUUAUGAAAUUUGCAUUUGCGUGCUGUGUGAUCUCCAUGAUUAUUGGCAUCCCUGGAAACCUUAUUACAAUCAUUGCAUUAUCAAGAUAUAAAAGAGUUCGCAACGCAACUGCCAUAUUUAUAAUGAAUCUAUCAUGUGCCGAUCUGCUCUUCUGCUGUAUAACUCCGCCUCUGUCUGCCUCUACCUUCUUGAACCGGUCCUGGACACACGGCAGAGUGCUCUGUCGACUCUACCCACCAGCAAGAUAUACACUCAUCGCCGUCUCAGUGUUCACUAUAUUGGCUAUUACCAUUAACAGAUACAUCAUUGUUGUUUACCCGAGAAUAUACCGCAGGAUAUAUCAAAAACGAAAUAUGACAAUCAUGCUGGUCGCAAUUUGGAUGUCUCCAAUAUUAGCUUUAAUACCGACAUUUUUUGGUAAAUGGGGUACUUUUGAUUUGGACCCUGUAAACGGAUCGUGCUCAAUAAUUCCCGACCAAAAUCAGAGGUCGGCGAAGCGGUUUCUGUUUAUUGCAGGGACAAUAUUACCGUGUUUACCGAUAUUCUUUUGUUAUGCACGAAUAUAUUUCAUUGUACGGAAAGCGACACAAAAAUCUCAGAACUCGAGCGGCGAUGCUACAAGCUCUAGUAAUAAAGACACCACAACAGGAGAGUCCUCUUCGAUUACUGUCAGAGUAACCACUUUGGAGAGUGAUGAUAGUGAGGACAAUUCCAAAGAUACUAGUAUACCAUUAAAAUAUAUCAAAAAUACUAAAUCGGAACAUCUCGCUGUAGAAACACCGGAAGAAACAGCUACUGAUUGUAAUACAGAUGACGAUACUGUAGAGGCGACGGUUACACCGAGACUGAGAAGGAAUGUGUUGAAAAGAUCCAUGGCUAUACUCAAAAUCUCUCUGCCAACGCGGAAAGAUAAAAGACUAGGUACAAUGAUCUUCGCCAUUAUGACAUCAUUUUGCCUGUGUCACCUACCAAUUGUUUUUAUUAAGGUUUUGAAAUUUAUCACCACUCACCCAGUAAUCAAUAUUUUGGCACACAUCUUUUUGUACUUCUCAUCGAGUAUCAAUCCUGUGAUAUAUGUCGUUAUGUCAAGUGAAUACAAAAAAGCGUAUAAACAUUUGUUUAAAUGUCGUGGUAGAGGCCAGUUACUUUUAAAUAAAGGUAACAACAAAUCGUAAUAACAAUGAUAUAUUAAAACAAGCCCUCAUUCGCACAAGAGCUUUUUUAACGGACGUUAAAAAAACGUUCAAAUGCAACAAAUGCAUUUCCAAGUACAUGUUCACACGACAGUGUUUUUAAAAUACGACGCUUUAUUUUGUUGAAUUUUUAAUUUUUGGGCGUUGGAAAUAUAGCUUGAUUUAACUUCAUACUAUAUUUGAGUAAAUUUUUGUGUGUGAAGUCUGACAAUCCGUAUUGGGCCAGCGUGGUAGACUAUUGGCCUAAACCCUCUCUUACUGAGAGGAGACUCGAACUCAGCAGUGAGCCGAAUAUGGGUUGUUUAUGACGAUGAUGAUAUUUGAACGUUUUUUUAACGUCCGUAAAACUCUCGUGCGAAUGAGGUUUUGCACUUCAAUCUCGCAUCCAAUAUAGACGUGAUAUAUGCGAGUUAAUAAUUUUAUAAUCUAUCAGUAUGUAAUCUAAAUAGGGUGCUGUAAUGGCUCCACAUUGGGAAGCACAGUGUUCAUCCACCCCGCUCUUGUACUCUCUAUGUCUCUAGUCUAUUGAUCGAAGUCCAUAGAUAUCAAACGGAUCGCAGAGAGUCGACGAAUCGAAGUGUUUGACAGUCCAUACAGGAGACCUAGCUUUAGAAGUGGAGGUACAUUACUUGAUAAUGUUGAUGAUGAUGAAUUUACAUACUUAUGGAAUUUAAUAAUUGUUUUGGCAACUUUACCUGGCUAACGAUUUGAAACAUGUGCCCAACCACAAAUUAACAAAUUAUUAAGCUGACUAUGAUAAUUUUGUACAGUAUUUAACAUCGUUGGAAAAUCAUUUUGUAUAGGUCCAGUUGUUCAUAUAGCCGUAUACAGAGUUUAUUGGUGGUUUUACGCGCUUAUCUAAUCAAGAAAUGAUAAUAAAUAACAUAAUUAUUAUUGUCCACAUGUUGUAUCUUUGUGAUGAAAUUAUUGAUGUAUUAUACUAUUGUUUGUACUUUAGUAAGGCUCUUAAAAGAUGAAGAAGGUACAAUAAAUUUGUCGUUUUAUAUGCUAA